Molecule: messenger RNA, 1415 nt
Organism: Momordica charantia (bitter melon)
Lineage: Eukaryota; Viridiplantae; Streptophyta; Magnoliopsida; Cucurbitales; Cucurbitaceae
Molecular function (GO): protein binding
Source: RefSeq, a predicted model, not a curated record
AACUUGAAUCAUAUCAAAGUAUAAUAUUCUACCAUUUAACAUCUCUAUCAAACAAUGAUCCCGAUAAAAACUAGUCCCUAAAUGUUAGCUUCCUUACUCACAAUGCAGAACAGAAGCAAAGAAUCAUUCUUUCCUUUACAUAAGUUCCAUACUUUCAACAUACAAAAUCAGCUUAUAUAAUACUCGCAGGUUGCCCGAUUCCCGCAUCAUGGGCUCGGUGUCUUUGUUCUUGGAGCAACAUUGGUAAUUCUUUUUAUUCCUGUUGAGACACAAUACCCAGAAUGCCUCAUUUCUCACUUGAUGAUGCAAGAGACUUUCUACUGAUAAUGAGAAACUUCCUCAAAAGUUUUAAGAUUCAAACCAAAUAUGGAACAUCAGCAGCAGCCGCAGCAUCGAGUGUCAUCAUCUCGGGCAUCGGUCUCGUGUUGAUUUAUGUCUAUACUCAGAGGAAAAGGGAGAAAAAUGAUCGACGUGUUUUCAUGAGAUCAAUGUCCAUUGGAGCUCUGCAUGGUGGCAAACUAGCCAUGAAAAGAUUGCUUCAAUACCAAAAGAUGCGAGCAACCGAGAAAAAUCAAGAUCAAGUUCUGGAGAAGUUAGAGAAAAUGAUAAAAGAUUGCGCUCCUGAUUUCGCGAAGCUGCAGAGCAUUGUGGCAAAGCUGGAAAUGAGAGGACAAGAAGACAAAGCUAUUGAAAUAUUAAAAAAAGCAGCAAAGGAAGCCAAGGAGAAUUCACUUUUGCACUAUGAAUAUGAAUAUCAGAUUCUUCUUGUGGAAAUGCUCAUUUACAAGGGAAAUAUUGGGGAGGCUGAAAGGGCUUCAUGCCUGAAUCAAGAAGAAACUUCAGAUGUUCGACGCUCGUUAUAUAAGGCUAUAAUUCAAGUGCUGCUGAAUAAUCCCAAAAAGGCAAAAGAAAAAUGGGAAGAGUUCAAGGAAAUGAGGAGCCGAUUCCUGUUGCCACCCGACGUUAAAGACUCUCAAUUUUACAAGCUCGUUACGGAAUUCGAGAUGUUUAAGCAAGUUGUCGACCUCCUCGGAAAAGACAUUGAGGAGAGGAACAAAGAAAAAAACUGAAAAUGAAAGCAGAACACCCCCUAAUUUUUUCAUCCUUUUUUUCUUUUUCUUUUUUUUUUCCCUUUUUUAAGAUAUACUAUUUUCUUUAUUGGAUUUACUGCAAUUACGUGUGCUGAGUGGGAUAAAAUAAUCGAGAAAACUCCAGAGAAAAAUAACAAUAAGAAAAUGAUGGCGAAACUUGUAUAACGUUGUCGUCCUCAUUGGACCGGGCCGAUCUGCYUAAGGCCCAGGCCCAAUAAACAAAUUCUGUUUGGACUUUGGGCCUCCAAUCUCCAAAAUCUAAGAUUGUGCAGGAACCAGGAAMUGUAUCAAAUUACGUAACCUUCUUAUCUGCAAUAUUUAGGU